AUGACGGUUAACGCGCAUACCCAAAAGAUUAAGUUCAAAACCGAAUCGGAGUACACCAUGAAAUCUAUAAGGUUUCUCCUAUUAACUAUAACGACGAUGUUUCUCAUAAUUGCUGGUUUAAUGAUCGUUUUGGGUAUAACAGUGUACACGCAUUAUCACAAUUUCUCGUUCUUUUACGAAGCAGCGAAAAGUGGCAGAUUCGUUACUCCCUCCCUGCUAUGUGUGCUUUUUGGAAUGGGGCUCUUUAUCGUUACUCUAUUUGGAUUCUUCGGCAGUUUGAAACAGAGUACGUGCCUGGUUAACUUGUAUGCCGUCUUCCUGGUCAUAAUGGUGAUAUUAAAGCUGGUGGUAGUUAUUCUAUCGUUUACACUAAGCACAAACCAGUUAUUAGGGUAUGUCACAGUACCUGUAGAAAAAUACGUAGACGACUCAGAGAUUGCCAGUGAAUUAGAUAUUUUACAAACUUCGCUCAAUUGCUGUGGCAGUUCUUCUUACACAGACUACAAAGGCAUGAAUUUCACUAGCGAACACAAUACGCUGGUAAUCACCAGUAACAACGCAACAAUCGUAGUGCCUGCAUCGUGCUGCGCCAAAAAUAAUGAAAAUCUGUGUACUAGGAUCAGGCCAAAUGGUUGCCAGAGUGCACUCGUCAAUAUGUUGGUUCAGAAUUCCAGUGUGAUCGGAGUUCUUGGUGUUUCUGUAACUUUUAUCCAGAUUCUCGGAAUAAUUUUCGCAUUACUAUUGGCCAGAUGCAUUCGCAAAAUGAAGAGCGAGAAGGCAUUGAUGCAGUGGAAAAUCAAGGAGCAGAUGAUUGUCGCUCGAAAUACAGAAGAGGAUGAUAACACUGUUUACAUUUCUCGCACUGAAUCCAGUCAGGCAUAG
Messenger RNA from Leptosia nina, 882 nucleotides. The record is from the annotation of a GenBank genome assembly. Lineage: Eukaryota; Metazoa; Arthropoda; Insecta; Lepidoptera; Pieridae.